AGUUGGUCACUGCGCUGAUAGGUACAAAAAUUAUAACCAGAUGUGUAGACUCCAGGAUUGUAUCUAACUCAAAGUCGAAGUCGUUUAGAGUUCAAAUCAAAUUGCAAGCAUUUUGUUUCUCUUCAGCCCUGGGUUUCACGAUGUUCAUUUACAUUUUCGGACUAUGUUUAUAGGAUAUUAGGACAAAACAUAUUUACAUUUUCGGACUAUGUUUAUAGGAUAUUAGGACAAAACAUAUUUACAUUUUCGGACUAUGUUUAUAGGAUAUUAGGACAAAACAUAUUUACAUUUUCGGACUAUGUUUAUAGGAUAUUAGGACAAAACAUAUUUACAUCUUCGGACUAUGUUUAUAGGAUAUUAGGACAAAACAUAUUUACAUCUUCGGACUAUGUUUAUAGGAUAUUAGGACAAAACAUAUUUACAUUUUCGGACUAUGUUUAUAGGAUAUUAGGACAAAACAUAUUUACAUCUUCGGACUAUGUUUAUAGGAUAUUAGGACAAAACAUAUUUACAUCUUCGGACCAUGUUUAUAGGAUAUUAGGACAUAAACUUGGUCUAGUUUUUGUUGGACUUUUGCGCGUGUUCUAUUUAAAACAAAACGACUAAAACUAUUUCAAUAGCUGAGUUUACGAAAACUUAAAUACCGUUUUGUUUCGUCUUCUGCUGUUCCAUUAUCACGUUGGAGAGUUCAGAUCAGCAUCGUCUGAGCAGAGUUGUAGUCCCUGGUGAGCAUGACUAGAUCCGCAUGACUAUAGAUUGACACAUGGAACGUAAUUAUCUUCUUUUUUUAAAGUAACGUCUGCACGUUAUAAGAUAAGAUAACCAGUACAAGAAAAGAUGAAUUGUGCCGCGGUUUCCAGGUCAGGCAGCUGCACAUAGCCCUUCUACAGUAUAGGCCUAUCUUCUACCGGGUGCUCCGGAGCCAGCAUCUUGCUAAGGCCUUCUGAAAACGUAUGCAGCUUUCAGUGACAGCAUUCUCUUGUGAGGAGACACUCUGCCUGGGCACAUUUGCUAACCUGCACAUUCUCCGGAGAAGAGACACUCCACAAGGGCACGUUGUUCAAUAUAAGAAUUUAACGUUUUGCGAACACGUUCAACCCCCCCAAUAAAAAAUGAACUUAAAAUUGCGGUCUCUGUUCAAAGCGUCUCCUCGGAAGAUUACUUAUGCUGUAAUUAUUUUCACCAGCCUUAUUAUUUACAAGGAAAUGUUCAUUAACACGAACAGCUUUGUGAGAAGUCCGUCUUUUUUGUUUUUAAACACAUCGACAGAUAAAUCUACGAGCCUCAGGGGUCAUCUUUUAUGGCAACCCAAGUCAAGGGUCAAUAGCUUUAUGAAGCUCGAACCCAACUCCAGUAGACCGUCAUGCUAUGUGGUCGAGUUUCUCUCAAGUUUAGAUCCGUCGUUUAGAAGUUUUCAUAUGGAUACUAUGUGCGACGACCUGGCCAACAAGACGGACGUCAUGUGCAGGAUUUAUAUGCGACAGCUAGGUCUCAACACCGAGCUGGAACGGGAGGCCUGUGGUUCGAAUCCCAAGGAUCUGGUGCCCAAAAUUGUUUACUUUGUGACGUUCGGGUCGUACACGUUUAACAUUUGGAACUAUAUCGCAGUGUUGGCGGCCCAACGACAUGUCCAGCCAACGGGUUUGUACGUCGUAGGAGACCAGCAUCCAGUAGGUCCGUGGUGGGAGCUCACCCUGAGAGAUGUCCCUGGAUUAAGGUUCGUCUACAGACAAGCGCCAACUGUGAUGUCAGGAAAGAAGAUCACUAUCAUCCAUCAGAAGUCAGAUAUAGUACGGCUCCAGUUACUGUACAUGAAUGGCGGGAUAUAUCUAGAUGUCGACCAGGUCGUCUUAAGAAGCUUGGAUAGUCUGUUAGUGUAUAACGUGUCUUUAGGAUUGCUGAAUGAAGCCACCGGAAUGGGAAAUGCAUUCAUAGCCGCCAAAAGAUGGGAUAGCUUCCUUCGUGACUGGUAUCUAGGAUAUAAGGACUUCCAAAACAACACAUGGGGAUAUAACUCGAUGAAGGUAUCAAAAGGUCUAUACUUGACAAACAAAAGCCGAGUCAACCUGAUCACAGAAUUGAUCUAUCGCCCACAGUUUUGGGAGUUGCCUCUUCUUUUGAACGAGAGUGUCGCCUUUGAUUGGCGCAAGAACUAUGCCAUGCAUGUCUGGACUGCACAUGGCAAACUGCCCAAAACAAUUCAGGAAAUACAGACAGGGAACUCGACAGUGCUUCAGGUGUUCCGUUACGUUAUUUAUGGGGACCCAAGGCCUCGAGCUGACAGCAUUGUUGUGCCGCAGAUGCUGCAGUGAAUGAGUUAAUGCAUUUAUGUGCUAUUUAACGACUUUGAAAUCGUGUUAAUGUAAUAUUGUAUAAAUGUGAUAUCAUUCAAAUGUGAUAUCGUAUAAAUGUGAUAUCGUAUAAAUGUGAUAUUGUAUAAAUGUGAUAUUGUAUAAAUGUGAUAUCGUAUAAAUGUGAUAUCGUAUAAAUGUGAUAUUGUAUAAAUGUGAUAUCGUAUAAAUGUGAUAUCGUAUAAAUGUGAUAUAAUAUAAAUGUGAUAUUGUAUAAAUGUGAUAUUGUAUAAAUGUGAUAUUGUAUAAAUAGAAGCAUGUGAGGGUCUAGUCGCUGCUGCAUGGCGCUCAAGUCACCCAAUCGGACUAGCAGGGCCAACAGGCGUUACCUAGCAAACGCCGUGGAACGUUUUGGAGCACUGUGGGACAUGUAGAGCACUCUGCUCAUCCACCGCAUCCCUGCAUAGUGCGAAUGUGGAAUGAUGCGAAUGCAUGUUGAAAGAGAGAAGGAAGAAUCUAAAGAUGGAGUAAUGUAAACGAAGAAGUAUUUGACCUAAUAUUGUUUUACUCCAGAUUAAAGUCUUCAUGAGCUACUAUAGAUGAGUUUGUUGGUGAAUAAUUAAGAGUCUCAUUUGCUCUUAACAACUCCAUACCUGCUCCAGUUGCCUCUGGACUCUGCCACUGGAUUUGGCACUUCAAUAAAUGUUCAUUGCAAAAGCCACAUUCCACGUUGUAUAAUUAUGAUUUUGUAAACAUGCGAUAUUGUAUUAAUGUAAUAUUGCAACAAUGUGUUGUAAUAUUCACGUGGUAUCGCAUACAAUACUUGUUAUAUCGAUUUAAUGUGUUAUCAAUAUGAUGUUGCGAACCUGUUUCAUUUUUUUUUUAACAGAAAAGGGUUAGAGUUAGCCUUAUUUCAGAUUCUCUAUCUAGACUUUAUCGAGAAAUGAAAUUGUAGUCUUUCUUUUAAUAUUUUAGAACAGAAAUUGCAGUUUUUAUGUAUGUCUUUGGUAAAAACGUAUAUAAUUUCACGGUUCCUUAAAUGCUACAAAACGAGUUUUUGUGGUAAACAAACUAAGAAAGGGCCUCGGUAGUGUCCCACCCAGGCAGUUACAAAGGCAGGUUUAAAUAUUCUCAUCACGGAUAUGAGCUACAAACUAUACAGAAUAGAUUCUGAGUAGCCAAUGUUUAUUAAAUUUAUUAAAUAGUAGAAAUUUAACAAGUAGUGCUCCCACUGAAGUACAGCUGUAAAGAUGGGCUUGUAUUGAAAUAAAAUAGAAAAGUUAAUCAGGAGUUGAUGGCCGACCAUGUACGCUUUAUUUUAGGCUUGCAAUCAUUUGCUAUAUAGAGGGAGUGAAAUAUUCUUGUUGGCCUAUUAGUCGUGACGAUUUGUUUUCAUGUGCACAUAAUUAGGCCUAUAGUAAUUAUAUUUAGUUAAGGCCUAGAAUAGGAUAAAUGUUUUUUUGUUUGUUUUUUUUUCAUUGGAGACGAAAUCCGUGCCAGUUGUCUUUCGAUGUGAUAAGUUUUAAAAUAACUUUGAACAAGAGUGAAGAGUGCAGUCAUCUUAUUGAGAGUUUUGACGUCUUGUUGAUUGCGGUCGGAGUUAGCGCUCGAUAGCAGGUUAAACAAGUGCACCAGGCAGAGGCGGACUGGCUAUAUGGGCAUUCGGGCGAAUGCCCGGUGGGCCGGUGCCCGAAUGUGCCGGUAGGACGACCUAAGGGGUCUCAUGAGAGCAACUAUGGCACGUAUUUAAUUGUUAAAGGUUUUAUGAUAUUCUCUUAUAAAAGUGGCCCUCAGAGCGUCAUGAUUACAAAAAAGCGUUUACAUUGUAGGUCCUAAAAUACUAAUUUAACACAUUUUCCGAAAUAGUGUCAUAGCUUACAUCCGUAGACAGUGCUACUGUAGACUUCAUCCUUUUAGUGCCUACACACUUAGCGAUUUCGUAUGAAGCUAUAGAUCUAGAGCUUGCGUACAGUUAUUGAUACAUUAUUAAACUUAACAUAAUGAUUUUGAGGAAAGGUAGGCCUAUAAUUGGAGGCCCGACGUGUGAUAUACAAUAUAUGGGCCGGUGUGUAUAGAAAUGCCUGGGCCGAUUUUGACACCCAGUCCGCCCCUGGCACCAGGUUACGAUAAUAGCGGACAUAACAAUGUACUUCACCGUCGUCUAUAAGCUGACACACUGAAAGGGACUUACCUUUAUUUAGAUCAGUAAGAUCUAGACCUAGUAAAUAUUUAAAUCUUAAAUAAUAAAAUCUUCGCGCGUUAGCGCGAAAAAGCGACACUAGAUCUAUCUCGUGGUAGAUCUAAUAGGAAUAGUCCAUUUCCAUGCAUAUACGCACUGAUCUACAUAUAUGAUUAGCAAAAACUACUUGUUUUUAUUAAUUUUUUUUUCUGCUUUAGAGGGGGAAAUGCGUAUUUUCAGAUGAUAAACCGUACUCGCGUAUUUUCAAGUUCAUUUGCGUACAAAAUACGCAAGAUGCGUACUUGUAGGCAACUCUGAAUGGCCAUAUAAAUACGAAUCCAUUCACUCUUUAAGUCAUCACUUUGAAGGGAUCUUUGACUGUUUGGCGAUCUUAAAAUGACGGCUGCGUAAAACCAGUCAAACUGCACACGUGUAAUAAGUGCCUGCUCCUUACGUUUUUCGGAUUUGUCUUUUCAUUGUCGUCAAUUAUUUAUCUGUUCUUUAACUCUUUGUCUCCUAACUGACAAUACCAACGUUGAUUCCACCAGAAUGUGGUAAAUAUUUACGGCGAGAAAGAGUUAACCAGUUUCUUUGUUGUUGCAGUCUGUCCAACGAAACAUUAAAGGCCGCUGAACAGCACAUCAGCAAACUGCUGGCAGACAAACUUGUUACUGAGCUGGUGAUGCCUAGAAUUUGCAGUCGACAGACACACCCAGCAAAACCACAUGUUCGGAUUUUGGGAGUUAUUUCAAAACACGGCUUUACAUUCCGUAUCUUGAUUCGUUGGUUUCUUUAUUGAAGUCUCACUUUUCUAGCAAUAAUAAUGCUAAUGCCUG
Molecule: messenger RNA, 5306 nt
Organism: Biomphalaria glabrata
Lineage: Eukaryota; Metazoa; Mollusca; Gastropoda; Planorbidae
Exons: 4
Coding region: 1113-2312 (399 amino acids)
Source: RefSeq, a predicted model, not a curated record